AUGUCGGCAUCGCACAAGCCACGGAAGAAGCGGAAAGACAUACCGCUCACACGAAGCCAGACUAUAACAGACAUUGUCACGGUCGACGCGGUCAGUAACGCGGUCAUCCCGGACUUUCCCCUGGUUGCCUUUCUGUGGCCUGCCAGAGGUACGACAUCGCAAUGGCUUCUCUUGCCAUUGAUUUUGAUGAUUGUUGGUCUGUUCAGAUGGUCGGUCGGCUUAUGGGGUCACUCUGGUCUGGGCAAGCCGCCCAUGCAUGGCGAUUUUGAAGCUCAGAGACACUGGAUGGAGGUAACAACCAAUCUGCCAGUCUCGACCUGGUAUUUCUACGACCUGCCGUACUGGGGCCUCGACUAUCCACCACUCACGGCCUAUCACUCGUGGAUAUGCGGCAAGGUUGGAGCCCUCUUCAGUGAGGACUGGUUCGCCUUGCGCAAGUCAAGAGGCUUGGAGGAUCCCAUGCUGAAAGUUUUCAUGCGAGCCACGGUCAUGGUGUCGGAAUACUUCGUCUACAUCCCAGCAAUCAUCAUCUUCCUCCGACACUACAGCAGAAACCAGGGGACAGGCACGACCUCAUUCAAUGUAGCAUUAGUUGCCAUUCUCAUGCAGCCGGCAACCAUACUCAUCGACCACGGACAUUUCCAGUACAACACCGUCAUGCUUGGCUUCCUGGUGGCGACCAUGUCGAGUAUUUUUUCUGGCCGUUCCCUGUGGGCGUGUGUCUACUUCGUGGCAGCGCUUGGUUUCAAGCAAAUGGCACUCUACUAUGCACCGGUCAUCUUUGCAUACCUGCUCGGGUCUUGCUUGACUCCCACAUUCCGACCGGGACGCCUUCUUUCGAUUUCUGCCAUUACCCUACUAUCCUUCGCAGUUCUCUACGCUCCUCUACUGCUCGGCGCGCUCUACGAGCAAUACCGCGGCAUUAAUCUGGGAUAUCAGCCCCCUCCUCCAUUGCUUGCUACCAGGGGCUUCAUAUUGGACAGCAAGAAUCCCUUGCAUGUACUCAUCCUCCAAAUCUCGCAGUCGAUACAUCGAAUCUUCCCUUUCGCCCGAGGACUCUUCGAAGACAAGGUCGCCAACUUCUGGUGCGCCCUCAACACCGUCUACAAGCUGCGAAACCUCGAGGCACUCAUUCCGCUUCCCAAGCUCUCAUUACUCGCCACAUUUGUCAUGAUCUUGCCUUCAUUCCUCAUCACUUGCAGCAACCCUCAGCGAAAAUUGCUUCCAUACGCAUUAGCAUCAUGCUCAUUCGCAUUCUUCCUCUUCUCAUUCCAGGUCCACGAAAAGUCAAUCCUCUUACCUCUCCUUCCGAUGACGCUCCUCCUUGGUUCCGCAAAAGGCCUCUCAAAGGAAUACCGCGCCUGGAUUGGAUGGGCAAAUGCUCUCGGCGUCUGGGCUAUGUACCCACUCCUCAAGCGCGAUGAGCUGAAGACUCCAUACGUGGUUCUUUCUCUUCUCUGGGCUUUCCUCCUCGGUCUACCGCCCACAUCAGCUCUAGCUUACUACACACCCGGUCGCGAGAACCUCAUGGGCCGACCGCUCGAGGACGACGAGCUACGCACACCAACAAAGAUACUGCAUUGGCAGUACUACAUCGUCAUGGCGUUCUGGCAUAUACUGGCAGCUUUCGCGGAACCGCCUGCCGACAAGCCGGAUCUGUGGGUGGUAGUGAAUGCUUGUUUCGGUGCUGUGGGCUUCGGGAUCUGCUAUUGCUGGUGUACCUGGAAGCUGAUCACCGAGAGCGGCUUGAUGGAUGGCUACUUCGCUGGUAUUGGUGCCAUGAGCAAUGAUGCUGUUGAGUCGGGCAAGAAGGACAAGUGA
Molecule: messenger RNA, 1821 nt
Organism: Cyphellophora attinorum
Lineage: Eukaryota; Fungi; Ascomycota; Eurotiomycetes; Chaetothyriales; Cyphellophoraceae
Product: Dolichyl pyrophosphate Man9GlcNAc2 alpha-1,3-glucosyltransferase
Exons: 1
Coding region: 1-1821 (606 amino acids)
Biological process (GO): protein N-linked glycosylation
Cellular component (GO): endoplasmic reticulum membrane
Molecular function (GO): dolichyl pyrophosphate Man9GlcNAc2 alpha-1,3-glucosyltransferase activity
Source: RefSeq, a predicted model, not a curated record